Molecule: messenger RNA, 798 nt
Organism: Oikopleura dioica
Lineage: Eukaryota; Metazoa; Chordata; Appendicularia; Copelata; Oikopleuridae
Source: the annotation of a GenBank genome assembly
AUGUCGGCACAUCGAUUGAGAGCUCGGAGAAAAGGGCUGACAACAGAAAGGCUGAGUCAAAACUCAAGGGAUGGAUUGGAACGGGUUCAGCAAAAGACAGUCGCCAAGAAUACAGUCAUUAGAGAGAGCAAAAUAACGACAAUGUUCGAGCUCGACAACUCGAACAUCAAACGGCACCUUGAAGUGCUGUGCACAUGCUACUUAGCGAGUCGAUUUAAUAAGCAUGGAAUUGGUGCACGCUUGAGGAAAGAAGUGAUUAACGCUGAACUGAGCUCGCUGAAUACGAUGGUAGAUUUGAUGAAGUUUAAUUAUCCCUCGCUCUUCGUCAGGGGGAUUUACCCACAGCGGCAAAAUAGCACUUGCUCUUGUCGAAAUGGCCUUUUCUGCGUGGCGUGGAAGAUUCUCUUCUCCGAAGGCUGUAGUUGGUUCAAGCUAGCCGCAAGUCUCGAGAUCUUCACGCUUUUCUUGGCCGCCAAUCCGGAACAUCAGAUGAGCUACCCGAUUCUUGGUCAGCGAUUCACUGCCAGUUUGCUUCAACAUUCCGACAUUGAAGAUUUCAUAAAGAAGAAAGGAUGGACGGACUUGCAAAACUACUUUCAAAAGAACAUGCAAGAAGCUUCGGCGUCGACGGAUCAAUCAGAAAAGCUCACGUUUGCUGAUUAUUUUACAAACACGAUUACGCUUGGGUACGAUUUGAAUAAUAAGUUGGAGGCGUAUAAGCCGGUUUUCAACGCGCUCUUCAUUUUCUUGAUAAUUGCGAAUUUGAUACUCUAUCUUCACUGCCGGAGUUUUCACUGA